AUGGCGGGUUCCGGGCACACGUGGCCCAACAGCCAGGAGGACUACGAGCUGCUGGACGUGAUCGGCGUCGGCGCCACGGCCGUCGUGCACGCCGCCUUCUGCCGCCCGCGCAACGAGAAGUGCGCCAUCAAGCGCAUCAACCUCGAGAAGUGGAACACCUCCAUGGACGAACUGCUCAAGGAGAUCCAAGCCAUGUCCAGCUGCAACCACGAGAACGUCGUCACGUACUACACCAGCUUCGUCGUCAAGGAGGAGCUGUGGCUAGUGCUCAGGCUGCUCGAGGGCGGCAGCUUGCUCGAUAUCAUCAAACACAAGAUGAGGAUAUCAAACUGCAAGCACGGCGUGUUCGAUGAGGCGACCAUCGCCACAGUAUUGAAGGAGGUGCUGAAGGGACUUGAGUAUUUCCACCAAAACGGACAGAUACAUAGAGACAUUAAAGCCGGAAAUAUCCUCCUAGGAGAUGACGGUAUCGUCCAAAUUGCCGACUUUGGUGUAUCAGCAUGGCUGGCCACCGGACGCGAUCUCUCGCGACAGAAAGUUCGGCACACGUUUGUGGGCACCCCAUGCUGGAUGGCGCCCGAAGUAAUGGAGCAAAACCAUGGAUAUGAUUUCAAAGCCGAUAUCUGGUCAUUCGGUAUUACGGCCAUAGAGAUGGCGACCGGCACUGCGCCAUAUCACAAGUACCCUCCGAUGAAGGUGCUCAUGCUCACUUUACAGAAUGAUCCGCCGACACUGGACACCGGCGCCGAAGAGAAGGAUCAAUACAAAGCGUACGGCAAGACAUUCAGGAAAAUGAUAUUCGAGUGUCUGCAAAAAGACCCGGCGAAGCGGCCGACGGCGACCGAGCUGCUGAAGCACUCGUUCUUCAAGAAGGCACGCGACCGCAAGUACCUAGUGUCGACGCUGGUGACCAUCGGGCCCAGCAUGGAGACGCGCGUGCACAAGGCCAGCCGCCGCCAGCCCGGCGCGUCGGGGCGCCUGCACCGCAUGGAGACGGGCGAGUGGGUGUGGGAGAGCGAGGAGGAGGACGGCGACGAGGACGACGCGGCGCGGGACCGCCCCAUGAACACGCUGGAGCGCGCCGACAGCUCCGACUCCGACGACGACCGCGCCGCCUUCACCAUCGGCUCGCUCGGCACGCCCGCGCAGCAGCCGCAGAUCAACCUCGUGCUGCGCAUGCGCAACGCGCGCAACGAGCUCAACGACAUCCGCUUCGAGUUCGCGGCCGGCAAGGACUCGGCGGACGGCAUCGCCACGGAGCUGGUGGGCGCGGGGCUGCUGGACGCGCGGGACGCGGACGUGACGGCGCGGCAGCUGCAGCGCCUGGUGGACGACUGCCUGUUCCCCGGCGCCGCGCCGCCGCCGCGCUCCGCCACCUUCCGCCUGGCGUCCGCGCCGCCCGAGCCCGAGGACGAGCAGAGCCUGCUCGGCUUCGCGCAGAUCUCCAUCGUGGACUGACCGCCGCGCCCUACUCGCCGCUAUAUUAUCUAUGCUUAGGUACCUCCUACGUAUUUUAUGGGUGGAUAUGGAAUUAUAUUAGUUGUAUACCGUUUAUGCGGUGGUGAUUUUUGUGGACCGAUGGUACCGCCGGCCGCCGCCGUCCCGCGGCCCGACGUCUGCGCGCAUCGACUUGUAUACGAAAACUAUCGCCGCGUAGCUCAAAUGAAUGUAUAUUUUACAUUAUGAUAAGGGUGAAUCUGAAUUUAUAAGAGUAUUUUUUGUGAUCGUACCGUGUCAAUUUUGCUGCUUUCCAACACUGUAAUCGAUUAGGACCCACAUUCGCAAAUUUUCGCAAUGCUAUACAAAUGAUGAAAAUGAAUGACAGAAUAGUUUGCGCAGGCGUACUAGAGAGAUCCAACUGAAUGAAACGAAAUGUAAGUUAGCACUAAUAGCAUUAUUUACUUGUUUGUAAUAAAAAGCUACCUAAUAUUUUGUAAUUCUUAUUACUUUUAAAACAACUUCCAAGUGCCAUAUUUUUAAAAUAUGAAUGGAUAAAAAAUUAUAAUUAUAUACUGUAAGUUUGACAGUGAUAAAAUUGCAUAUAAUAAUAAUCAUUACAGUGUUAAUUUUAAAUAGCAGGUCUAUAUAGCACCAUAGAAUGUUCUUUUUACAUUGUUAUUUGUUUGUUGCUUAUUUUGGAAGUAUUUUAAUAAUAAAAGAUGAAAUCGA
This is a messenger RNA of Helicoverpa armigera (cotton bollworm), 2169 nucleotides long. It is a transcript of the gene fray, whose product is annotated as STE20/SPS1-related proline-alanine-rich protein kinase. The record is from RefSeq and is a predicted model, not a curated record. The coding region runs from base 1 to 1458 and encodes 485 amino acids. Gene Ontology annotation, biological process: protein export from nucleus; activation of protein kinase activity; protein phosphorylation. The transcript has a single exon. Gene Ontology annotation, molecular function: ATP binding; protein serine/threonine kinase activator activity; protein serine/threonine kinase activity. Lineage: Eukaryota; Metazoa; Arthropoda; Insecta; Lepidoptera; Noctuidae. Gene Ontology annotation, cellular component: serine/threonine protein kinase complex.